GCAGCAGUGUUGCCCCCUAGUGUAGAAAAAAAGCCGAAAAGAAGAAAAUUUUGUUGAUUUUGUUUUUGCGUUCAAUCUGUUUUUCGUCUGAAAGAAAAUUAUAGCAUUUUUGGAAGAAUUAUCUCCUGUUUUUGUAAUUUGAAUUUGUCAAUUGAUUGAAAAGAUGACUCCCUGGCUCGUUCCACUUGAAUCUAAUCCCGAGGUUCUCAAUAAGUACAUCUAUACUUUGGGAGUAUCCAAGAAAUGGAACAUCGUUGAUAUUUUUGGUCUGGAACCGGAGAUGCUGGAGUGGGUGGCUCAACCAGUUAAAGCUGUGAUUUUGCUGUUUCCCUGCUCAGAUGCCUAUGAAGCCCAUCGUGCCAAGGAGAAUGAGGAGCUUAAGGGAAAAGAGCAGACAUAUCCCACCGAUUUGUUCUACAUGCGUCAGACGAUCCCAAAUGCUUGUGGGACAAUUGCUCUUGUUCACAGCAUUGCCAAUAAUGCGGAUGUGGAAUUGGAUGAGGGAGGUACCCUGAGCAAGUAUCUCAAGCAGACACGUGAUAUGACUCCAGAGGAACGCGGAAAGAUCCUCGAGAGUAACGAAGAUUUUAUCGGGACACAUCAGGAAGUGGCUCAGGAGGGACAAACUGAGGCUCCUAAUCCAGAUGAAAAGAUCAUCCAUCACUUUGUGGCAUUUGUACACAAGGAUGGAGAGCUACUUGAAUUGGAUGGCCGCAAAGAGUUUCCAGUUAAGCAUGGACCAACUUCCCCGGAAACUUUCCUCCAAGAUGCUGCCAAGAUCUGCAAAGUAUUCAUGCAGCGUGAUCCGGAUGAAGUGCGCUUCAAUGUACUUGUUCUCAAUGCCACACAGGAUUAAUUCCACUGCUUUGCUGGGAAUUUACUGCUUUACCAUAAGUUCUUUAUGCGAUUUGAAGUGAAAAAUGAAAUAUCUCAUGAAAUGCAUUUCUAUGUGAAAUAUUGUCAAAAUAUUGCUGAAUUUGUCUUUGUCAAAUAUACCUAUAUUUGCUAUUCAUAUACAAUGAAAUAAAUAAUAUGAAGUCUA
Molecule: messenger RNA, 1042 nt
Organism: Lutzomyia longipalpis
Lineage: Eukaryota; Metazoa; Arthropoda; Insecta; Diptera; Psychodidae
Product: ubiquitin carboxyl-terminal hydrolase-like
Exons: 3
Coding region: 164-856 (230 amino acids)
Biological process (GO): ubiquitin-dependent protein catabolic process; protein deubiquitination
Cellular component (GO): cytoplasm
Molecular function (GO): cysteine-type deubiquitinase activity
Source: RefSeq, a predicted model, not a curated record